ACCCUUCGUUUACCCGUAUCGUGUUUAUACAAGUACUGCUAAACUAACGUUACUGCUAUUCAAUAUUGAUAGCGUGUAAAGUGUUGUACUACUGGCUGACUUGGUGUACGCAUGCUGAUGUUGGAAGUGUUUCAACACUGAUUAUCAGACUCUGUGGAUAAAUGUGCGAGUUUUACAAGUGAUUCACGUCAAUACAGAGAUGAAGAGGCAGGGAAGACGAACCAGUAGAGCUACACAUGAAAACAACACUUCUUUGGUGCAGAAUGAACCAAUCCGGAAGUCGUAUAAUUUACGGAAAAGGAAACACGAGACUAAACAAAAUGAUCAAGACGAGAUUCUGGUAAAUGAGAACACCAAGAGGAGAUGCUUAAAAAAUGAUGACCAAAAAACGAGCACGCAACACGCAAUAUCAACAAGGGGACAAAAAAUGCAGCAUACCAAAAUGGAUAAACCCAAAAGCAAACAGCCGCGAUUUCGCAAUCAAAAUAAGAAAACACUUCUCAAGCAGCCACUUAGAAAAGAUAUCGCACCGAAAAUCCAAGCAAUGGGAACAAAACGUUUGACUCGAUUAUCUAUGAAGAAAGGCGAGAACAGCAAGAGAAAGACCUCAGAUUCGAAUACACCACUACUGCGGAAGAAGACCCAAGUCAAAGGAGAACAAUCAUUAAGAAUAAAACUCCCUAAAAGAGAUAAAGAUAGAAAGCAAAGGACCUUGUGUGGAACCCCAAAACCUGGAAAGAAGAGAAUAUUACAAGGAACUCCAAAACCAAUGUUAACUUCAAAAGCACCAGAAAAAGAAAUGGUAUCCAGCAUUUUUAUCCAAAAACAAAAAACACGAAAACUAAGUAGAGUUCAGGUCUUAAAGAACUCUAAUCGAACCAACGAGAAACAACUGCAUAUGAAUAUUGAACAAAGCACUGAACCUAAACAUUGUAGAAUUUCCAAACCAAACACGAUCAAACGAAAAUCAACGAAAGCUGCACGCAAAUUGGUAACAAAAACGGAUUAUCCUUCAUUGCAAGGAAGAGAAAGAUUACAACCAAAAUAUUUUCCCACGUUGUUUGUCAAGAAAAUUGAUACCAGGUAUUAUCCUGAAGCAAGUAGAAUGUCAAACAUACAUGGAAUCAGUGUAUCGAACGACAAUUUGAUAUGGGUAAAUUAUUUGAUAGGAUGCGUUCAGCUGCUAAACACUUCAGGCAAAAUCCUCCGAACUAUCCACUUAGAUCACAGUCCGGUGUUUAACUGUUGUAUUCCCUCAGGAGACCUCCUGGAAACACAAGGAUACGCUGGAGGCUCAAAACCUGUCAUAACAAUGAUAUCUCGAGAUGGAAACAGCCGGCUAUUCGCCGAUCUCUCGUCAUAUGCUACAAACCUGUGUGGAAUUCUCUGUGAAAAUGAAGUAAUAUUCGUCGUUGCAUAUUCUAGCAAAGCUGAAGAUGGUGGCUUUACCGGGAGUUAUUUUAUUAUCAAACUUAAUAUGAGUGGAGAAGUGGAAGGGAUAUUCAAUACAGAAAAUGACUGUGAUAACAUAAAUCACAUCAUUUCACUUAAUGGUCAAAUAAUUGCUCUUCGCACAAAUAAUUCUGCUAUGAUUCCCUUGAAGGGGAAAAUAAUUUCAUCAGAGAAAAUGAACGGAGUAUGUAUUGAAAGUGUCUAUUCAGCGAGUGCUUCAGUCGACAAUCUUGGCAAUGUUAUCCUGGCAUCAAACACAGAACUCAUGAUAUUUGACCCAAGUUUGGAGUUUAUGCAGAAAGUAAAUACUGGUAUUGGAUCCAUUAUCUCGACUGCUGUCGAUAAAAACAGUCAGUUGUGGCUAGGUACUGCGUCAGGAGGACUGUAUUCAACUCAGUAUUUGACAUGAAGUCAAGCUUGAUAAUAGAGUAAAUGUAUAGUCCACAGGGGCUCGGUUGUCAGAUAUUGAAGUUUUGUAUUAUUUGUUCCCGAAUAAUAAAUUGAAGUUUUGCAUGAUUUGUGUCCGAAUAAUAAAUUAUAUAAAUAAAAUCCACCACCAAAA
Messenger RNA from Ostrea edulis (European flat oyster), 2014 nucleotides. RefSeq lists its product as uncharacterized. Lineage: Eukaryota; Metazoa; Mollusca; Bivalvia; Ostreida; Ostreidae. Bases 200 to 1861 code for a protein of 553 amino acids. The transcript is spliced from 3 exons. The record is from RefSeq and is a predicted model, not a curated record.